AUGGCUAUUAUUCAUAAAGCUUUGGCCACGUGGGUUCUCGGGACCAUCUUCCUCAUCCUCUUCACUCUUCGACUGGACGAGAAGAUCGAUUGGGACAGCUUCAUCAUCUUCAGCCCCAUGUGGGUUUUCGACGUCAAAGUUAUGGGUUUCGUGUUGUUUCGUAUCAUGAUUCAUUGCAGGCUUGGCCACGAUCAUUAUUUCGUUACCAUGCAGAAGAAAUUUUGGUACUUAUUCUGCAUUUUCUUGAAAGUUGCAUUUCAGGUGCUGCUCUGCGGGAAAUUGAAAUUCGAUUGGAGUUUCUCGUGGUAUUUUGUGGCCAUCCCCUUGUGGAUGCUGCUUAUUGCAAUUUCUGGUGAUGUUCUGUUGCAUCUUUUUGGCAGGAGGACCUAUUGA
Molecule: messenger RNA, 393 nt
Organism: Centruroides sculpturatus (bark scorpion)
Lineage: Eukaryota; Metazoa; Arthropoda; Arachnida; Scorpiones; Buthidae
Product: transmembrane protein 60-like
Exons: 1
Coding region: 1-393 (130 amino acids)
Source: RefSeq, a predicted model, not a curated record